AAGGGAAUGAGCAAAUGUCCAGCAGUGUAGGAAAACGUUUGCAGAUUCUUGGACGCACAUUGCGCGCAAUCAGACAACCUGGCGCGGCGUGUGGAUUUACUUUCUGUGAAACCACAUGUGGUUCUUGGGCAGACAAGAAGUUUGCAGCGUUAGUUUGGAGUUUAUCCGUGAUGACUGGCCAGGCUACAGUUUAGACCUCUUCAGCUACCCAACUCACUAUUCCGGGGAUUUAGACUGUGUCAUCAUUCCUCAUGGCGUGAUUAUGGACAGGACAGAGCGUCUCUCCAGGAACAUCAUGGAUGACCUGGGGGACCAUGACAUUGUGGUUUUGUGUGUACUGAAAGGAGGCUACCAGUUCUGUGCCGACCUCGUGGACAGGAUCAAGGUUCUCAGCUGCAACUCCAACCACACAAUCCCCAUGAGGGUCCACUUUAUUCGCCUCAAAAGCUACCUGAAUGAUCAGUCAACUGAGGAUCUUCACAUACUUGGAGCAGAAGAUCUAUCUUUUUUAGCUGGAAAGAACGUACUGAUUGUGGAGGGCAUUGUGGGCACUGGAAAGACAAUGAAAACUCUCCUGAAGCAUGUUGAGGCCUUCAAGCCCAAAAUGAUCAAAGUAGCAGGAUUACUGGUGAAAAGAGACCAGAAUAGCUCAGCGUGUGUUCCUGACUAUGUUGGCUUUGAGAUACCCAAUCGUUUUGUGGUUGGAUAUGCAUUGGACUACAAUGAGUAUUUCAGAGACCUCAAUCAUAUAUGUGUGAUCAGCGAAAGUGGAAAGAAGAAAUAUAAAAUAUGAAGAGAAGGAAGCAACAAAAUUGACUGUCCACGCAUGUCAUCUUCCAGCAAUCCCAGACAUUUUCACGGAAAUACCAUAAACUUGCAGCUAUAACAUCUAACCAUGAGUAUGCCUGUAAGAACAUUCCAUCUAUCAGACUAGUUAGUAUUUUAACAAUACACACACGUACAAAAAGUCUUUUAAAUGUUUUAAAAUAACUGUUAAAAAAAAUAACAGAUUCAUAUAACACAUUCACCUUGGGAGACUUCUAUGUUUUUAAGAGUUCAGUCACUACACUAACAGUUUCUCUGUGCUGCUAAUUUUGCAAUGUUAGGAGCUUGGUAGUGAUUUGGACAGUAUUAAAGUUUUCUUUUUUUUUCAAUGAAUAAAAAGAUAAGAAACUCUCAGAAUGAAAGGGAUUUUGUAUUUAAGAGGAAAUAAGUGGAAUGUUACAAUAUUUUUUCUUGUACAUCACUUCUUUUUUUUUUUAGGGGAAUUCUUCCAGUUCUCAGGGGCAACAAUGUAGUACUGACCAUUUUAGAUUUUCUAACUACCUCUGUUUUUUGUACUUAAUUAGAAUACUUUUGUCUUUUAUUUUUCUUUACAAUUUGUCAUAUAAUAAAGUAUUUUUCAAACUUUC
Messenger RNA from Melanotaenia boesemani (Boeseman's rainbowfish), 1412 nucleotides. RefSeq names its product phosphoribosyl transferase domain containing 1b (gene prtfdc1b). Gene Ontology annotation, biological process: hypoxanthine metabolic process; GMP salvage; IMP salvage. The transcript is spliced from 9 exons. Gene Ontology annotation, molecular function: magnesium ion binding; hypoxanthine phosphoribosyltransferase activity. Bases 116 to 793 code for a protein of 225 amino acids. The record is from RefSeq and is a predicted model, not a curated record. NCBI's taxonomy places the organism in Eukaryota, Metazoa, Chordata, Actinopteri, Atheriniformes, Melanotaeniidae.